Molecule: messenger RNA, 2408 nt
Organism: Trachemys scripta elegans
Lineage: Eukaryota; Metazoa; Chordata; Testudines; Emydidae
Gene: TBX4
Product: T-box transcription factor 4
Exons: 8
Coding region: 1-1629 (542 amino acids)
Biological process (GO): angiogenesis; regulation of transcription by RNA polymerase II; positive regulation of DNA-templated transcription
Cellular component (GO): nucleus
Molecular function (GO): DNA-binding transcription factor activity, RNA polymerase II-specific; RNA polymerase II cis-regulatory region sequence-specific DNA binding
Source: RefSeq, a predicted model, not a curated record
AUGCUCCAGGAGAAGGGCCUGUCUGAAACGGAAGAAGGGUUUCCAGCAGCCCAGGCACCUGGUCAUGCCGAAUCUACCGCGGGCUCCCCGGUUCUUGGAGUGGCAGGAAUCGGCAGCACUCCGCUGAGCAGUCCGCAGGGCCAGGAUCCGGAGCAGACAAUAGAAAACAUCAAAGUCUAUCUCCACGAGAAGGAACUAUGGAAGAAGUUUCAUGAAGCUGGCACCGAAAUGAUAAUAACCAAAGCAGGCAGGAGGAUGUUUCCUAGCUACAAAAUUAAGGUAACCGGGAUGAACCCCAAGACCAAGUACAUCUUGUUGAUUGACAUUGUCCCAGCUGAUGAUCACCGAUACAAAUUUUGUGACAACAAAUGGAUGGUGGCUGGGAAAGCGGAGCCCGCGAUGCCUGGGCGGUUAUAUGUUCAUCCGGACUCGCCCGCCACCGGCGCUCACUGGAUGCGGCAGCUGGUGUCGUUUCAGAAGCUAAAGCUCACUAACAAUCACCUCGAUCCGUUCGGACACAUUAUUCUUAAUUCAAUGCAUAAAUACCAGCCGAGACUGCACAUUGUGAAAGCAGAUGAAAACAACGCCUUUGGGUCCAAGAACACAGCGUUCUGCACACAUGUGUUUCCAGAGACAUCCUUUAUAUCGGUGACCUCCUAUCAGAAUCACAAGAUAACCCAGCUGAAAAUUGAAAACAACCCAUUUGCCAAGGGAUUCAGGGGAAGCGAUGACAGCGAUUUGCGUGUGGCACGGCUACAAAGCAAAGAAUAUCCAGUGAUUUCCAAAAGCAUCAUGAGGCAGAGGUUGGUUUCCACUCAUGGCCAGCUUUCAACAAAAACAGAUGUCAACCCACUCCAUGGGAAUCACCAGACCCUUCAGCAUUAUCAGUAUGAGAAUGGUGCUCAUAUGCCGUUUGCUGCUUCCGAUACUCAAGAUCUACCACUCAACACCUUCACAGCACAGAGAGAUUCAGGGCUCUUUUAUCACUGCCUGAAAAGAAGAGAAAGUGCUCGGCAUUUAGACCUGCCCUGCAAACGCUCCUAUCUGGAAGCCUCCUCAGCUGUAGGAGAAGAUCAUUAUUUUCGUUCGCCACCUCCAUAUGACCAGCAAAUGUUAAGUCCUUCCUAUUGCAGUGAGGUGACACCUAGGGAAGCUUGUAUGUACUCAGGUUCUGGGGCUGAAAUCGCAGGUGUCUCAACAGUCGAUGACUUGCCGCCUCCUCCCCCUCCCCCUUUGAGCUGCAAUAUGUGGACUUCUGUUGCACCUUACACCAGCUACAGCGUUCAGACAAUGGAAACUGUGCCUUAUCAGCCUUUCCCUGCUCAUUUUACAACCACCACCAUGAUGCCAAGACUCCCCUCUAUCACAAGUCAAAGCUCACAACCACCAGGUAAUAGCCCCUUCAGUGUCUACAAUCAACUGUCCCAGUCUCAGGUUCGGGAGCGAGUUCCUCCUUCAUCCUUCCCGAGGGAAAGAGUGCACCCAUCUGUUUGCGAGAGGAAGCCCCCAUCUCCGCACUUAAACACAGCAAACGAAUUUCUGUACUCACAAAGCUUUUCACUCUCGAGGGAAUCUUCAUUACCAUACCAUUCAGGAAUGGGGACUGUGGAAAACUGGACUGAUGGAUGAUUCUACUAUCUAAGUAACAAAACAGCUAGUUUUACUGCUCCUGAACAAUGUUACUUCAGUGUUAAUUCCUGUGGGUAACUUGCACUUCAGUGAAACCUACACACAUGCACAUUUCCAAAGGGGGUGUGUGUGUAUGAGGCGUUUGUAUCUUUACCCAUAGACAAUUCUGUACAAAGUAACUCUUGACUCAAUGGCCUGGAUUCACCAAUCUCUUCUAAAUUAAUUCAGUCCUACUAGCCCUCUAAGGACUGUCCGAAUGACUAAAAUGUGACGUGGCUGGUCCUUUUCCUUUGUUUAAAACAGCAGAUUUUGGGGGAAAUUAUUACCCUUAGUUUAUGGGGCUUAUAACACUUAAAGACAAAACCAUCAAUUGUAAUCCAAUGUCUGCAAGUCAUAGCUCUUUUCAUCUAGGACUGUUUCUAUCCUCAGCAGUGGAUAAGCAUUAUUAGCCCCUUAUAGCUGGGGAAGCAGAAUCUCAGUGAAGUGACUUGCCCUGAGGCUGCAUACGUAAGAAGCCAAUUGGAGAACUAGGAACAGAACCCAUGUCAUCGGCUUCUUGGUUCUGUUUCUCCCAGACACUGCACCAUAAUGGCUUGAGAUUUGUCCAGUCUAGUUUUAAAUGGCUUUAGAAAUGGGGUUUCCACCAUUCCCACUAUUUCACAGUGUAAUAGCCUCUAAAUAGGUGGGGAGGGAUAGCUCAGUGGUUUGAGCAUUGGCCUGCUAAACCCAGGGUUGGGAGUUCAAUCCUUGAGGGAUCUGGGGAUUGGUCCUGCUUUGAG